Messenger RNA from Exserohilum turcica Et28A, 1053 nucleotides. RefSeq lists its product as uncharacterized. Gene Ontology annotation, molecular function: nucleic acid binding. Bases 1 to 1053 code for a protein of 350 amino acids. The transcript is spliced from 2 exons. The record is from RefSeq and is a predicted model, not a curated record. Lineage: Eukaryota; Fungi; Ascomycota; Dothideomycetes; Pleosporales; Pleosporaceae.
AUGGCUCUAAAUACGGAUAUAUCGACCCGCUCUUUUAUUGUUGCAUUGAAGUCACCUUUUGGUGGCAAAUCUACACGCGAAAUCGCAGAAAUGACAGGCAUAUCGCCGCGUACGAUCGACUCAAUUUAUGGUAGAGCCUGCCAGCGAGGCUUUGAGCCUAACGCACGCCUAAUUAAGAUCCUUCCGCAGUACCUCGAAGAUGCCCCGCGCGCAGGACGCCCUCAUUGGACACUUGAAGAUUGGAAGAACGUUAUUUGGUCAGAUGAGACUUCUGUUGUUCUCAACCACCGUCGCGGUGGCUAUCGUGUGUGGCGACGCCUGGAUGAAGUCUUUACCAAAAGUGUUAUCCGAGAGCGGUGGAAGGGCUACUCUGAAUUUAUGUUCUGGGGCUGCUUCACGUACGACUACAAAGGUCCUUGCCAUGUCUGGAGGCCUGAGACUGCGCAGGAGAAGAGAGACGCCGCUCUCCAGAUUGAAGAGUUGAAUAAGGCUCUAGAGCCUCUCAUGAGAGAGGCGUGGGAGCUUACAACAGGCAUGAAGAGGCUUGGAUUACGUAACAAGCCUGGCAGAGUUCCACAAUGGAGAUGGGUAAAAGAGACGGGUAAGCUGGCUCGUGAGAGCAGUCGUGGUGGCAUUGAUUGGUGGCGUUACCAGACUCAAGUUCUUAUCCCAAAGCUAAUUCCCUUCGCAAAGGAGUGCCAAAAAGAGAGACCACGUGUCUUUGUUCAAGAAGAUAAGGCACCUUCGCAUACCCACCACGCUCAAAGAACUAUAUACCGAAACGCUGAGGUGGAGCAGCUCCCAUGGCCAGGCAAUUCACCUGAUCUCAACGCUAUUGAAGCAGCCUGGCCAUGGCUCAAAAGAAAAACAACACGAAGAGGCGCACCAAAAAGUCGGGCGGAAGGGACAAAAGUAUGGCAACAGUACUGGGAUGAGCUACCUCAACACCAAAUUCAAGCUUGGAUAGAGCAUAUUCCGUUUCAUAUUCAAGAAAUCAUUAAACUUGAAGGUGGCAAUGAGUACAAAGAGGGGCGGCGGGACCGAUCUACAUAG